AUGGCGCAUCUGUAUCAGGAGCUGAAUCCGCCCGUCCUCUACGUGGACAAGAAGUCAGGAUUCACGCCGGAAAAGUGGGCAGAGGCCAUCAGGGUUACCUGCACAGUCUAUGUUGGCAACUUAGCAUUCUUCACUCGAGAGGAGCAGAUUUACGAGCUAUUCUCGAAAUGUGGUGAUGUGAAGCGAGUGGUCAUGGGCUUGAAUAGGCACCAAAAAGUUCCAUGUGGGUUUUGCUUCGUGGAGUACUUCAAGCAUGAGCAAGCCGAGCUGGCCGUGAACCUGCUGAACAAGACUUCUUUCGAUGAUCGCAUCAUACGUGUCGAUCUGGACGCCGGCUACAGCAAGGGCCGGGAGUAUGGAAGGGGCGAGACUGGUGGACAAUGGCGUGAUGACUUUCGCGAGGAUGUCGACCCUGCGCGAGGUGGCAAAGGCGGAGGGCUCCUGAAAAGGAUUGAGGGCAUGCCUGGACGGCAGGUUUACCGUGGAACCAAACGGAAGGACCAUGGGAGGUUCGGAGCAGCCGAGAAUGAAGCGGGCAAGAAGGCGAAAGGGGAGAAACCUGCGGGUGUCGAGAAUGCAGGCAAGAAGCACCGCAGGAUCAAGAAAGCUGACUGUAGUGCCUUCCGCUCUAGUGUGGCCCCAAUGUUGCACUGCAUGAGUGGGUUGGUGUGCGGACGCUUACUGCGUUGCAUCUGGACGCGCAGUCAUGACAAGCCAUCGGGAAGGGCUCCAGCCGAGCAGAGGGUGCAUGAGCACCAGCCCAGUGCAGGCAGCGGCGUGGGCACACCCACUCUGAUUUCUUCCGGAUCCCGCAUCCACUUGGAAGUAUUGUAUAUCUCCGGUGCAACUGUUGCUGCUGUCGAUGCGUGCUCCAACUGGACUGGUGCAGAUCUGAAGCGCAUCCUGCAGCCAUUUCUUCAGAAGGGCGUGGCGAUCGCGGGAAUCAUCAACGAAGGCACAGCGAUCGAGGACACCCAAACAUUGGAGGACGCAGGCGUCAAGUCUGGACAGCUCUACCUAAUGCUGCGGAGCUGUACAUACUUGAUCGAAGAUGCCGGAGUGGAAGUGGUGAAUGGCUACUACGUCCAGAAAGAAGGUGAGCUGAAUAAAGCGCCAGUCUACGCGAAUGAAGCUGGCAUUCUGCUCUUCAAGUACAAGAUGGCCCGGGGCUCCGAAUACUGGUACUUAAGCCGCGACGGUGACCUGAGCCGCUCCGACGGAGACUACUACCGGGUCCGCUCCAACAACUCCAGGCCGCCGGAAGAGGGCUGGAGCUGGGAGGCUUGCCCUUUGGGUCGCCGGACCACGAUCCCAACAUUGACGUACUUUGGGAGCGACAAGGAUCUGGGAGAAUUGUGCUCUUCGUCCACCGCCUCUGGCAGCUGGGCCCAUCACGGAGCCUUCGCUGCAUUUUAUUUCUGCACUUGA
Symbiodinium sp. CCMP2592 is the source of this 1428-nucleotide messenger RNA. The record is from the annotation of a GenBank genome assembly. NCBI's taxonomy places the organism in Eukaryota, Dinophyceae, Suessiales, Symbiodiniaceae.